AUGGCCGUGGAGGCGGUGAAGGUGUCCGUGCACUGCGGGCGUGAGGCUGCCCUGGGCCGGGCCAUCGCCGGCGUGGACAGCGCGGGCCGGUGCCUGGUGUGGAGCCCCAUGGAAAUCCCCCGGCAGUUCUCCUCCGACGGGGAGCACAGCACCCAGCACGUCUACAACGAGAUCGCCUACCCGCUGGUGGAGGGUGUCAUGGAAGGCUGCAAUGGCACCAUCUUUGCCUACGGCCAGACUGGCAGUGGGAAGUCCUUCACCAUGCAGGGAGGUGCAGAUCUUUCCCAACAGAGAGGGACCAUUCCCAGGGCAUUUGAACACAUCUUUGAGUGUGUACAGUGUGCUGAAAACACCAAGGUCCUGCUGAGAGCCUCCUACCUGGAGAUCUGCAAUGAGCACAUACGAGACCUAGGAGCUGACACCAAGCAGAAGAUGGAGGUGAGGCAGCACCCAGAGCAGGGGGUGCACGUGCAGGGGCUGUCCCUGCACACCGUGCACAGCAUGGCCCAGUGUGAGCAGCUGAUGGACACGGGCUGCAGGAACAGAGCAGUGGCCUGCACCCUCAUGGACACAGGCUACAGGAACAGAGCAGUGGCCAUCACCUUCAUGGACACGGGCUACAGGAACAGAGCAGUGGCCUGCACCCUCAUGAAGAAGGGCUGCAGGAACAGAGCAGUGGCCUGCACCCUCAUGGACACGGGCUGCAGGAGCAGAGCAGUGGCCUGCACCCUCAUGGACACGGGCUGCAGGAACAGAGCAGUGGCCUGCACCCUCAUGAAGAAGGGCUGCAGGAACAGAGCAGUGGUCUGCACCCUCAUGGACACGGGCUGCAGGAACAGAGCAGUGGCCAUCACCCUCAUGGACACGGGCUGCAGGAACAGAGCAGUGGCCUGCACCCUCAUGGACACGGGCUGCAGGAACAGAGCAGUGGCCUGCACCCUCAUGGACACGGGCUGCAGGAACAGAGCAGUGGCCUGCACCCUCAUGGACACGGGCUGCAGGAACAGAGCAGUGGCCUGCACCCUCAUGGACACGGGCUGCAGGAACAGACCAGUGGCCAUCACCCUCAUGGACACGGGCUGCAGGAACAGAGCAGUGGCCUGCACCCUCAUGGACACGGGCUGCAGGAACAGAGCAGUGGCCUGCACCCUCAUGGACAAGGGCUCCUCCCGCUCCCACUCCACCUUCACUGCCUGCAUGGAAAUCUAUGCUCUCAGUGUGCACCUGGAGCCCUGGGGCUGGGCCUGGCAGGGCAUGGGGUCUGUGUGGCCACUCAUCAUCCCACAGCAAAUAGCUGUGAACAAAGAAGGGCUUCUACCUGCUGAGGCUGCUCACCUGGGAGCAAAUCCAGCUCCCUGCCUCAAACCCCAGGUGGAUCUGGAAGCAAAGAAGCAGCUGAUCAGAGAAGAGUUCCAGGAGAGGCUGGCCCAGCUCCAGGCCAGCCACCAAGCAGAGCAGGCGUCCUGUGCCUGCCUGGAGAAGGACAUCAGCAGCCUGAGGGAUGCCUUUGAUCUCAAGGUGUCUGUUCUCCAGAUCCUCAGGAAGGAAGCAGUGGGUAACGUUGUGCCUCAUCUCCCCCAGGACUCUCACUGCAUCUUUCCAGAGCUACAGCCUUUGUUUUCCUCUUGUCCCCAGGACCCAGCUGGGACUGUCACAGACACCAGUGGGGUGAGCAGGGGCAGUGCUGGAGCAGUGGGAGCUGUCACUGCCCCGGGGAUUUCCCUGCCUGCAGACCAGCAGCAGUUGCUCAGUGAGGCCACGUGCCAGAAUUAUGAGAGAAAAAUGGAGAUGUUCAAGUCGGCAAACGUGGAUGCCAAAAAUUGUGUGUUCCUGCGCUCCCUUCUGCAGGCUGCAGGUGCUGCAGCAGCAGGUGGGGAGCAGGCUCAGCACCAGGACCUGAAGGAAAAGCACAAACGGAGGAAGAAGCACACGGACGAGCGGGGGCUGCAGCUGCUGGCUGCCCUGCAGGAAUGCAGCGAGGACAGCAGCGAGCAGCCUCUCCUCAACGAACACCACUCCAUCCAGGAGGAGGUUCCAGCCAAGAACCACCUGGUGUUUUGUGUCCAGCUCCGGGCUGCCCAGACCGAGAUCCAAGACCUGCAGUUGGAGUUUGGGCUGAAGAUGGAUUAUCCAGCGCCAGGAGCGAGACCCGCAGCUCUGGCAGCAGCUCUGGAUCGGGUGCAGUCCCUGGUGCGGCGGGACUGCAACUGCAGCAGCCUGGAGAGGAUCCGUGAGUCCGUGCGGGACGAGGAGACGGCUGCUGGAGAAUUAAUUCCAGAGCCUGUCGUUCUAAGAACCCACCUGCCCGCAGCGCUUCCAGCCCUGCCACAGCCCCAGCCUGGCGGACAAACCCCCGAACGAGAGCGGGGAGCCAGCGCCCGAGGAAAACCACUACGGGCUGGGCAGGAGCGACAGCGAGACCAUCCCAGCAACUACUCCCGAUGCCGGCGAGCCGGCAGACCCUCCGGCUGCACCAAGGCUCCCCAGAUGCACUCUGAAUUGUCCUCCUUUUCCUUGGGAAAUCAAACGGCGACCCACCCAGCAUCAAUUCUGCCUCAAGCCCUUGACCUCUCAGGGGUUUCUCGCAGGACACAGCCCUAUUUUGGCGUGCUGCGCUGCCCCUCCACACCCCUUCCUCUCCUCCCGCGGGCUCCCAGCGGGCUGCGGGCAGCACCGGCACCGUGCCCCCGGCGCGGCCCUUCCGCCUGCAGUCCCAGCGCCGGCACCAAGCGCAGGAAGGGCACGCCAGCUCCAGCGCCCGCCGCCUCUGGCCCGCGGCGCGGGAGGCCCGGGACGGCGGCGGGGCCUGCCCUGCCCGCGGCGGCGGCCGCGCUCAGCCGCCACAGCGCUGUCGCGACAGCGCCCACUUGCGCCGCGUCCCGACGUCGCGGAGCUGUCUGUCGAUGA
Passer domesticus (house sparrow) is the source of this 2907-nucleotide messenger RNA. RefSeq names its product kinesin family member 17 (gene KIF17). The record is from RefSeq and is a predicted model, not a curated record. Lineage: Eukaryota; Metazoa; Chordata; Aves; Passeriformes; Passeridae. Gene Ontology annotation, molecular function: ATP hydrolysis activity; microtubule binding; plus-end-directed microtubule motor activity. Gene Ontology annotation, cellular component: kinesin complex; cilium; microtubule organizing center. Gene Ontology annotation, biological process: anterograde dendritic transport of neurotransmitter receptor complex; cell projection organization.